Messenger RNA from Salvelinus namaycush (lake trout), 1134 nucleotides. RefSeq lists its product as uncharacterized. The record is from RefSeq and is a predicted model, not a curated record. Bases 103 to 759 code for a protein of 218 amino acids. NCBI's taxonomy places the organism in Eukaryota, Metazoa, Chordata, Actinopteri, Salmoniformes, Salmonidae. The transcript has 4 exons. Gene Ontology annotation, biological process: regulation of apoptotic process.
GACCGACAACCGAUUGCACAGCUCAUUUCUCAGUCGAAAAGAAACACACAAAGUGAUGCAAUGUUGUAAUGUAGCCUAUAUCGUUCUGUCAAAUUAACAAUUAUGUUACAGUGUAACGAAAAAGGCGAGAUUUUACCUGAAAGGAGCUUACAACUUCAGUUACACGCUCUUAGCAAAUCUAUGUCAUGUUGUGCGGUGGAAAGGCUGUGCGUGUACUUGUUGAGCUCCCGGACCAUCACAGAGUAUGAGAGCCAGGUGAUCUGGUCCCAGAGAACAGACAUGGAGAAGGCUGCCAAACUGCUCCAGGUGGUGCUGAAGAAGGGUCGCAACGCCUGUCUGCUCUUUUUCGACUCACUAGAAAAGUGUUGCCAGUGCCCACCACAGUUCGAAAGAGUCACCGGCCUCCCAGAGAGGAGGAGGACCAACACUGCCCCAACUUACGUCAUCAACAUCAGCCAUUCCAAUUUGAGUAACUGCAUCAUUGGAGAUGGCAACUUUCAAGGUGUGACAACGUGUAUACAACAACCUCAGAGCAUGGGUUCAGAGGAUUCUAGGCAUGAGACAAUGGGAGGCAACGUCACCAGUGAUCACCAGAGAGCAGUACAGGCCUGUCCAGAUCCAGAGCUCCAGAGGAGUAUCCAGGUCUACGGGUCCCAACUGCAAUAUGUCAUCAUCGGGGACAACAACAACCUGCAGGCUGAAGACACACCGGAAGAGGAAGAAGGGGAAGAAGAAAAACUCAUUAAUGAAAGUAACUGAUUAGAUUUGUGUAGUGCUUUUCCAGAUGUUCAAAGUGGUUUACAUUGUAUUGGGGAAACUCCCCUCAUACACCACCAACUAGUUUCCAUUUAAAUCAUUUAGCAGACUCUUUUAUCCAGAGUGACUUAUAGGAGCAAUUAGGGCACAUCGACAGAUUUUUCAUCUAGUCGCCUCAGCGGUUCAAACCAGUGACCUUUCAGUUACUGGCCCAAUGCUCUUAACCGCUCGGUUACCUGCCUCUGGUGCCAAAGGUUACAUGUUCGAAUCCAGUGGUAGAAAGUUGUUUUUGAGAUUUUUGUUUUAAGCCUAUCCCAAACCUUAACACUUACCUUAACCAUUCAGAGUAAAUGCCUAACCUUAAGAUUUCGGAGUUAA